AUGGCUGCACCCGUUGACAUCAAGCAGGCCAUAAUCGACUCCGUUUUCUCGAGGAGAAAUGCUAGUGGUGGCUCGGAGGAGAGUUACAUUUCCCAUGUAAAGGUAUGGGAGGAUGCGGGACCCGAGGCAGGAGAGCUCAAGCAUCGGUAUAUCUUGCUCGCUCAGGCCAGUAAUGGAAGCGGCUUCAUCCACAAAUCCAAGCUGAACUCGAAUGGGUCGUUCUCGGUGGGCAAGACGUGGAGGCUACUUGAACUUCGCGGUCUCGAAGUACUCUCUCCUACAGUCUUCAACAUUACGCUCGGCAGGAGUUAUAGGUGGCAAACGGAAAACCCGAAGGACCAAGUCCAGUUUCUCUGGGCAUUGGUGGAUCUAUUCCGUAACGUGAGUAAUGGAGCUGCUUUACAAUUAUCGGGCAUGCCGGAACGUCCAGUCGUGCGACAGGUCGACUCAGGACGGAGCGCUCAAGUACCUACAACCCCGACAUCUUCUCGUGCGCCAGGUUCUUACCAGAGUCAACGAGAACCCAGACCUUCCAACUCCUCACUAGACCGAAACGGAUACGACGGUAUCCCAAACUCUACGUCAUCAACAGGUCGAAGUAGAGCAGCAUCUCAAUCACGUCGCAGACCCUCGCCCCAACCCUCUCGGGCGGCCUCUCCAGCUGAAAGCGUACCCCCACCCCGGGUACCCACGCCUUCAUCCCAGGCUCAAUCAGGAACGCCCCGUCCAUCAAGAGCACGUCGACCGUCGAAUGCUGGGUCCUCCACCCGAGAGUCCGUGACAUCGAAUGGUUACCCUGCCAUCAAUGCCCCCCCGAGUGCAAUGCCGACUCAUUCAUCGGUCUCGACAUUCACAUCCUCCAUGAGAUCUUCACCAGACGCCAACCCGAACCUACUAUCCUCACGACCAUCCUUCGAUGCAUCAGCAUCAGCAACCUCCCUUGUGCCCUCCGUAGCUUCACGGACUCCAACGACACGUUCUGUAUCUCCUGCAGUAAACGGCAGAACGGUGCCCUCUCGUGGUCCCAGUCGUGGCCCUAGUCCUGCGCCACAACAACAACAACAACAACGGCGAGACCAUAACGCUCGAGUUUCGUUCUUCGAUCCACCAAAUCAAGCAGCGCUCGACCGUCUCGUGUCAGAAGACCCAGAAGCGGAUGGUGGUGAGGAAGAGAGCACGCAGGCGACGAUGGCCAGCGUCGAGGAGAUGUUAGAGGGUUAUGAGUGGGCGAGCGACGAUAUCAUUGGACGUAAGAGGACGAGGGGCGCAGUGGAUCAGAUCGAGGCUCGAUUGUUGGAUGAGCUCAUGGCGCUUGAGAAGGCGAACAUUCAUUCCUUCAUCGAAUCGGACGACCGAGUAGGCCUUGUUCUCAAGUAUAUGGACGAGGCGAUAGCGGAGUUGGAUAACAUGGAGAGCUCGAUCUCAUCUUACAAGAUUCAUCUGAAUGCCGUAAACGACGAUAUCUCGUUUAUUCAGUCACAGAACCGAGGUUUGCAAGUACAAACACAAAACCAACGCGCUCUUUUGAACGAAUUGGAGCAGCUUCUGCAAACCGUACAAGUUGACCGCGAUGCCCUGAUCACGCUCACACAAGAAUCUUUAUCGGAGCCGAGGGGUAUUCAGCGACUCGAAGAAGCUUUGACUGAACUCUAUAAGGCCCUUCAAGCUGGGCGAGACACAGAUAUGGCCGCGACGAUGGAACGACUGGACGAGUAUCGCACACACAACGCGCAGUUCUGCAAACGGCUGAACGAUUACUUGUCGAUCAUGUUCACCGCACAGUCGAAGAUGCUCUUGGGUGAAAACGAGGGUGUAGCCCGCGGACGUGGCCGGUUUACUUUGCUCGAUCGCAAGGAAAUGGAGAAUUACCUCGGGCGUUACAGCGGAUUGAUUCUGUACCUCAAAGAGAUGGACGAGGGUGCCUAUGCUCGACUAUGUGCUGACUACUUCUCAGCAUCCAGUCAGCUCCACAGAACACAGAUCAGCGCCCUCCUUUCGCUGUACGGUGCCGCUGUCAAGAAAGGUCUGGAAGAGGAAGGUGAUCAAGCAUUUCUGCUAUCGGGCGGUACUGCGCAGAAAGCUGGUCAACCGAGUGGUCUUCGCCGUGCAGGGACCAUCGUUCGCUCUCCGCUCGACAGAAAAGACAAGGACAAAGCUCCAGACGGCGACAUGCCAGCCUCUGAGGCCUUUGGUAGCGUCCUCGAACAAAUCGCACCCCAGGUCUAUCGCGAACAGGAGUUCAUCGCCGACUUUCUCCAGAUCAACGAGGCCUCGCUCACUUUCGCGGACUACAUGGGCUUGGAGAACUACUUCAGACGACAAGCGUCUCGGGCACCAGGGCUGAGCCAGUCGACGAUGAAGCUCGUCCGUGGAGCGUUGGAUCUGAUCUUUGGGUUCUUGCCGGCGGAGAUGAAGGCUUGGAUUGACGCUGCACUGGCGAAAGAUAAUAUCCAGAUUAUCGGGAUCCUGGCGGUGCUGGAUAGGUUCUUAUCCGAGGCGGACGAGAGGGGAAACACUUUUGUGAUGAACUUCCUAGAGAAGCAGCAGACUCGAUUGAAGGCCCUGUUCGACCGUCAUGUGAACAGUCAAAUCAAAGCGGUCGAAGACACGAAGCUAACGAGCAAGAAACGGAAUGGUGUAGCACCCUUCAUCAAGUCGUUUCCCAUCUACGUCUCCCGAGUCGAAAGCCAGCUUAUCAACGCCGACACGCUCGAGGUCCGACAGAGCGUCGAUAUGGCGUAUGAGAAGAUCGUGCAGACGAUGUUUGAUUCGCUUAAGCAGAUGGCGAAGAUGGACGGUGAGGGCGAGGAUAAGGGGCAGUUGAACUAUCACGUCAUCCUCAUCGAGAAUAUGCAUUACUUUGUUGCCGAGAUUCGACAGCAGGAGAUCGGCUCUGUUAUUGCAUUCUCGAGACGUGCAGAGAAUUUGUACGACGAGAACCUGAACGCCUACGUCAAAAUCGUCCUCCGCCGUCCUUUCUACAAGAUCAUCGACUACUUCGACGGCGUCGAACGCCUCCUCAAAACCACCGCGCCCACCGAAGUCUCCAGCAACAGCAGCUACAACCGCUCCUCGCUCAAAAAGAUCGUCAAAGAAUACAACUCGAAAGACAUCCGCAAACAAGUCGACGCGCUCUUCAAGCGUGUCGAGAAGCACUUCGACGAGGCCGAAGAGAAGGCGACGACGGAGCAGAGCAGCGGGAUCGUGCCCGGGACGGUCAUGGUGGGUGUUUGGAAGGCGUGCGAGGAAGAGCUGUUGAGGAUCACGGAGGUGUUUAAUAAGCGGAUUUCGCAGUGUUAUGCGAAUACGGGCGUUGCUUUGGAGUAUAGUGCGGCCGAUGUCGAAGCGGCGUUCAAGCGGCAUCGGGUGGGCUCGUGA
Messenger RNA from Stereum hirsutum FP-91666 SS1, 3378 nucleotides. RefSeq names its product exocyst complex component sec3 subunit. The transcript has 16 exons. Gene Ontology annotation, molecular function: phosphatidylinositol-4,5-bisphosphate binding. The record is from RefSeq and is a predicted model, not a curated record. Gene Ontology annotation, cellular component: exocyst; plasma membrane. The coding region runs from base 1 to 3378 and encodes 1125 amino acids. NCBI's taxonomy places the organism in Eukaryota, Fungi, Basidiomycota, Agaricomycetes, Russulales, Stereaceae. Gene Ontology annotation, biological process: exocytosis; Golgi to plasma membrane transport.